Molecule: messenger RNA, 1482 nt
Organism: Diospyros lotus (date-plum)
Lineage: Eukaryota; Viridiplantae; Streptophyta; Magnoliopsida; Ericales; Ebenaceae
Product: OVARIAN TUMOR DOMAIN-containing deubiquitinating enzyme 5-like
Exons: 4
Coding region: 259-1233 (324 amino acids)
Biological process (GO): protein deubiquitination
Molecular function (GO): cysteine-type deubiquitinase activity
Source: RefSeq, a predicted model, not a curated record
GCCCGGUAGGGUUUUUAAAGGUAUAGCAGUAGCGAGAUCAUUCUUGGUCGGGAGCAGAGCUCAACUUCUCCAAAUUGAUUUGCUGAUCGAUUCUUCAGGUUCUCCCGGUUCCAAUUUCAAACUUAAAAUCUGGGAUUUUGUACUGUUUGGCAUUUCGGAGGGAGGGUCACAUGUUCUGAUUCUGAUUUUGACUCAUGGUUCGCUGUUUAAGAUUUUAAUCUGUUCGACGGGGAGGAAGUGAGGCCAUUGGGGGGUUUGAUGGAGGGAACCGGUGACAUACAGGAAAAAGAAGAGAUGCUAGACAGCUUACCUCAGAAGAAACAAGAAUCACGUGAUGAAAUGCUAUCAAGGCACAGGAAAGAAAUCUCCCAGCUGCAGGACAAAGAAACUGCACUGAAGAAGGCGGCAGCUAAAGGUAGCAAGGCUGAGCAGAAAGCUAAAAAGAAGCAGGUUGAAGAAGAAAUCUCUAGACUUUCUGCACAACUCAAAGAAAGACAUGCAGAAGAACUUGCUUCUUUGGGCUAUAGCGCUAGUAAUGGCAAUGACAAGGCAAACCUUGACAAUUUGGUGAAGGCCAUAGCUGGGGUUUCAGUUACCAGUCAAGCUGAACAUUCAAAACCCAGUAAGGGUGCUAGAAGGCGUGGAAAAAGAGCCCAAGAAGAAGCAGCUAGAGAGCAGAGAAUACAAGAAGAGCAAAACAACAUUGUGAGUGAUCGUAUGAUUGAAAAUGAAGAGUUGGAAAAAAAGCUUGAGCCCCUCGGAUUGGCCAUCAAUGAAAUAAAGCCAGAUGGUCACUGCCUGUACCGUGCUGUUGAGGACCAGCUCGCUGUUCUCUCAGGAGGUUGCUCUCCUUACACAUACCAAGAGCUACGAGAAAUGGUGGCUGCUUAUAUGAGGAAGCAUGCAUCUGAAUUCCUCCCAUUUUUCCUGUCAGAGAAUUUGGCAGAAGGGGAUUCUGAUAAUUCCCUUGCAGAGAGGUUUGAGAGCUACUGUAGGGAAGUGGAGACAACCGCAGCUUGGGGGGGACAACUGGAGCUCGGUGCUUUGACUCAUUGCCUGAAGAAACACAUCAUGAUCUUUUCAGGAUCCUUCCCUGACGUGGAGAUGGGGAAGGAGUACAAAUCUGAUAACGAGAUUGGCUCUUCUAAUCCGGGUAUCAUGUUAUCAUACCAUAGGCAUGCAUUUGGCCUUGGCGAGCAUUACAACUCUGUGGUCCCAAGUUUAACCCAGUAGAUGAUGAUACUGUGAUCAUAUCUGCUAAAGGUUACCUUUUUGCAUAUUUACCUUAAUAUAUGUAACAUUAUCUUGAACAGAAACUUUUUGUUGAAAUGACCGUUUCUGGUUCAAUUGUUGAUGUGAUCAAUACUUGCCUGUGGCAAAUGGUGAAAUUGGGUUGGUAAGCCCUAGCCGCAUAGUUGUGACAACAUAUGCAUAGGCUGAUUAUUGGUUCAUCCAUGUGCUAAUGGAUUUUGUAUUUCUUCA